GAGUUAUCGAACGUCAAUAAAACGGAAAUUGCGCGACUGUUGGCUUAUCGGGGUGAGGGACAGUCGCCUUCCUCAAGCCGCAGAAGCGCUUUUUACGUUUAUGACUCACCGGAUGUCCUUUGGUUGUUUAUUUGAUUCGCAGCGGUCCAGUAAACAUGUCGGCUGCACUUACUGAAAGAAGUAAGGUCCGGGACGGCAACAUGUCUAAUCCUGACCAGGCUUCAGGAAUGAGCACCACCUGGAAGUGGAAAGUGUUUUCUCAUGUUUACAAAAUAAUAGACAACGUCAAAGGAUACUUCGUUGAGGUAGCUUUAUUUUUCUUUUUUCUUGCACGUCAUAUGACUCUGCCACUGUUUCAAGAGUAUGUUCAGACUCAGAUCUACAGCCAACAUGGACUUGAUUUUAUGAGUCUCACACAGUCCGCGGCCAACGAUAGCGGUAGGGGUGAGCAGUGGAACAGUGCCCAUCACGAAAGUGUGCUAGUGGUACUCGGACUUCAAAUAGCAGAGGGGCUUCCAGCCAUCAUCACAGUUAUCAUACUGGGAGCUUUGAGUGACCGUACUGGCCGACAUCGUAUUAUGUUAUGGCUUCCUGCUUUAGGGAGCUCCAUCUACUGUUUCAUCUACAUUCUCAUUCAGUACACUGGAUGGAAUGUAGAUGGAUUGUUUUUGGCCUCUGCUUUCCGGGGACUGAGCGGAAGCAUGACAGCAUUUUUGGCAGGGUCAUCCUUCUAUGCCAUCAACAGCGUCAAGCCUUGUCAGCGGUCAUCUAGACUAGCCAUACAAGAGUUUUUGAAUGGUGGCGCAUAUGCAGUUGGGAAUCUGAUGGUUGGCUUCUGGGUGAAGGAUGCAGGAUUUCUUCGACCAUUUUGGUUUGCAUUUAUCUGCAGUCUCAUAUCCCUGCUUAUCUCCUUCUUUCUUAUUGAAGAAACAGUGUCUAGCACAUCUGAGCUGCAGCGAAAUGCCCGAAGAAGUAGGAACACUGGCAAUUUUUUCAAGGACAUGUUCCAGCCAAUGCUUAAAUACUUCAAGUGCAGUCAUAGCUCAGCGCUCAUGAAGAUCUGGCUUGCAAUCUUAGCGUUUCAAACCUAUGCUUUUGUGCACAUUGGGCAGGAGAACACUCUGGUUUUGUAUCUGACUGGACAGCCAUACCUCUACUCUUGGAGAAACUCUGUGACUGGUGCUGCUCCAUGGGUGAAGAUUGGACUCCUUUUGUCUGUUAUUAUGGCAGUUGCUGCCAUAGCUACUGCACUCUGCACACCCAUUUUCCAGCGCUUCCUGUCGGAUACCAGCAUUGUCUUUAUUGGUCUAGCAUCCAAGGCUGUUGGAACUGUCUGGCUUGCCAUCGUACAUAAUGAAACGCUAGUCUUUUUCAGUAUCCUUCUCCUAGCAUUUCAACUCCUACCCUUUCCGAUGUUGAGGGCCACAGUUUCAAGAGGGAUCUGCCCAUCCCAGCAAGGUUCCUUGUUUGCCAUGAUGCACUGUGGUGAAAGCAUCACCUAUUUCCUAGCGCCGUUUGUCUUCUCUGCUAUAUAUGCUUCUACAUUCCACAUAUAUGGAGGGCUGGUCUUCAUCGUGGCUUUCCUUCUUUUGCUUGUACCUGGAGCAUUUACACUGGGCUUGAGGUGUAUGGAUCGCAAUGGGCCUAUAGAUUAUGAACCAAUGGAAGGAAGCUGUGAGCCUGCUGAACUACCGAGCUCCCAAGCUUCAACGGCCGACCAAUCAGAUACGGCCAUGCUGCCUAGGGAACCAAUCAGUUUCAUAGAACUCAGUGACAGCCACACAGAUGCUACAGCCUAAAUUGUGAGCAAGAGAGAGGAGGAGGAUGCUUAUGAAGAUAAGAGCCAAACUGCAACUUAGCCUGUCAUAAUAUCUGUGAUGUUUCAAUAUUUUCAAACAUUGACAACAUGUCAGUGUUGUGUCAUUAUUGCUUGCCAUUGUUUAUUUUUUACCAAAGUUUAUCUCAAAGAGAUAUAAAAACUAACAAAAAAUGUAAAAUCUGUGCAAUGUGUUAACACAUAUUAAGUCCUAUGAGUGUUUCUUGUCAUUACCGUUGUUGCUUUUUAAAAAUGAAAUGUAUACCCUGUAUAUUUAAUAUAUAUGUGUUGAUUUGUCAGUACCAGACUUCAUUCCAAAGGUCACUCUUGUCAGAGUCUCGCAAUUUUGUUUUAUAAACAUUUGCUUUUGCUUUUGCAUAUAAAGAAUUGUUUUAAUUUUUAAAGAGUGACCAUUUCUACAUUUGUGUGUGCUGUUAGUGCAUGUAAGAUGAUUAGAAAAUGGUACAAGAUUUGCAGUUCUGUUAUAUUUCAGUCAUACAUUUGCUGUUUAUUUGCAGAAAGAAGAAAGCGCUUCAAAUUAAUGUGUAAAUAUGCUCAACUCAUGAAAGGAGGAGGGUUUUGAAUUAAAGCAUUUUUUAAAAUCCUCAAAUUAAAUCUUUAUUCUGUGCCUCACUGUUCAGUCCAGAUACAUCAGUUGAAGGCUUUUUUUUUUUAAUCAUCUUGUGGGAUUUUUCCUGCAAAACCAGAUUUAUUCGCCACAAUUGGCACAGGUUGAAAAAUGAUCCUUUUUGUAAAAAAAAAAAAUAUAUAAUAGACUAUGCGCAUAGAAGUAUUCCAGCAUGCAUUUGAUGUUCUCUGGGGAACUUUCUUUAAGUAUAUUCCUCACUUGUGUCCUUGUCAUCAUUAAAAGUUGGGGGAUUCAUUUAUUUGACAGAAAUGUUUCCACUAGUCAUUGAUGCCUUGCUUCACUUUUUCAGUGUACAUCACUUGUGAAGAGGCACCAGUCAGAAUGUGCACAUUUUAUUUUUUAAAAUGGCCACUGAAAAAAAACUGCAUGCUUACAGUUUUUUAACCUGUCAAUAUAUAAUGUGAAAUAAACUCUUCUUUGUAUGGUUUUUAACUGCCCUUAAGACAUGAUUAAACUGUUUUAUUCAAGAUCAGUCAAAAGAUUACUACUACACCUCUUCAUAUCAAAGAUUAGGUGAGAAAAGUUUGAGUGAAAAAUCUUUGCUAGGAAAAAUUGAUUCUUCUUUUAUUUCAUUUGAUGGCAGUUUUGCUGUAGAUAGAUUAUUGCCAGCACAAAAGUUUUCACAAUGCUGUGAUGCAUUGAAAUAAAAAACAACAGAACAUUUGAAUAAAAGAUUAGUGUGUGUGUGUGUGCAAACAUGUGAACAUUCUUUAGUAACAUAAUAUGAUAUUUUUUUGUGAGAAUGAUUCCUUCACCAAUUUGUUGUUUUUAUCUGCUAUAUCACUGUAGAUACUGGUUUCAAAUUUGGAAGGUGUAUUCCUGAAAGUUAAAGCCCUAAUCUUGUGCUUAAGUGGUGCUGUGUAUUUGGCUCUUUAAGAUCUGUUGUGUUCUUGUACAUUUUAUCAGAUCUUUCCAGUUUUAUAUUCGUUGCCUUUUCUUUGUAUAAAGAUUUGAAUCAGUAAUGUUUUUGAUGACAGAUAAACAGUACGUUUGACAGAUCAUUAUAACUGAAUGCUACUAUUACCUGCAAUUAUAACCUGUAGAUAUGAUCUGUCAUGUUGUGGCUAAUAGAAUACUUAAAUAAGUCAGCAUUUUCACUGUGUCAUUUCUGUGUUAUUCAUACAGUGUUCAACUAUGAACACAGACCCAUGACCAUAGCAAAAGCAGUUGCUGUUGCAUAAGAUAAGGCACUCACCCACCCAUCGAUCUUGUUGGCUUAGCACAUGCCAUUAGAAUGCACCCUUUCCUGCUUUCAAACCAUCUUUCUGUUUUAUCAGUACUUGAUCCUCACAUUCAUAUAUUUUGACCUGGUUUCACAUUUCAUUCACUGCUAUUCAGUGAAGAUUGCAGUAUAUGCAGCAUAAGCUUUAUGACACUGUGACAAAAUGUUCAGCUCCUAAAAUGGGUCACAAGUCGUAAAUAUUCUUUAGUAUUCUUGUUUUUGCUGUGUAAUUGAGUGGUGGCGGUAUGUAAACUUCCUCCCACACAUUCUAAAAGUUACAGGAACAGCGCCAGCAGAAAUAUCACGACCUUUACUCUCUACAGCUGGACUCCAACUUCCUCAUGUUCAGCUUAUCGUCAUUGCAACUAGGACAUCUCUCUCCAUUUGUCUUGUCUCAGCUCUUCCCUUAUAUAUGUCUUGGGAGCAGUUAUCCUUUUCACGCACUCAAAUGCACAAAACAUACAAAAAACAACACACAGGAAGCCAGAAUUAUCAUAUGUAUCUUACAACCGUUAUUCAUCCAUUGAUGUAGUUUCAGGUUCAACAAAGCAAAAAUAAAGAUGUAGUAUGUCCGACAGCAUGUGAGACGUGAACUUUUGUUACAGAGUCAUAUCCUUUUAAGUGAUGCUGUGUAGAUGGUUGAAGGCGUGCAUAUAUCAUUGUACUUAUAUUUUUUACACCUCACUGUUUCUUUAAGUCUUUUUUGAAAUUAGUCAGAUUUACUGUGAGCUGCUGAAGAUCGGUCUCACUGGAAUAUUUUGCUAUUUAAAAAAUCGUCAAAAAUAAGGUUUUUUUUUUAUAAAUAUCUUAUAGCUGUUAUUUUUUGUUCUAGUUCAAAUUUUAUUUUUCAGAAGGCAAGGGUUGGGACCAAGCAGAAAACACGUGUGAGGUAGCAAUAUUAUUGGGAAUCGUGUAUUGCAUACCAUCUUUUAGAAAUGAAUGCACAUGUUAGGCAAGAAACGUAGUUCUUUUUUUAAUUUGAUUAUGGCUUAUAAAGGGCAAAUGCUUUAUUUUUCAAUCAAUACAUGAGAAAGAAUAAUGUAGGGGCAUUUUACUACUGGAGAAUUUUUUUUUACCUUUUUUUCUUUUAUCUAAUCGCUAGCAUGGCAUAAUACUUGAUCAACUUUUUCAUCUAAUCAGUAUAUUAAUUAUUCUCAAUCAUACUGCUACCUUACACAUGACCAACUGUCUUAUAUCAUUUUUUGAUAGGAUUUAUUCAGUUAGUUUGUACUAUCCUUCCCUUGUCUUGCAUUAUUUUCCAUUCAUUUCAUGAAGUUAGAUAUAUAUAGAUAUAACAUUAUCUUUUAACCUUUCCUUCAUUUGAGUGUGAGGUGUUAGAGACUACACUUUCAACUUUAUGUUAAGGUGUGGCCUAUCUCCUCUUCCUCACUGCCUUACCUUUCCCAACCCUUUGGGGAGACAGAUACCAGUUUCCAGCAUCUGGGUCGACUGGGGGGAGUUCACUGUGUAAUGUGAGCAUCAAAUCAGAGCUCCUUUGUGUGUUGGUGCCAUUGCCCUUACUAUUAGGCUACCUGCUUCUCUAAUAUAUAUAUACUUGGUCACAUUGUUUUAGGUGUGCAUUGACUGUUUUGGCUCUGAGAUAUUUCUCUUUGUGUUAAUUUUUUUUUUUUCUUUUUGAUUAACAAAUUGAAGUUUUGUAUGCAUAAUUUAUUUUCUUUACUGAUAGUCUUGUUGCAGCCUAAUGCUCCUCGAGGAGUGACAAAGACUAAACUGAUACUCUACUUGCAGGAUACAAACACUUUGUUUUCUGUAUGAUAAGCAAUCUUUGCUAGUUAAACAAUCGUUUGUUCGCAUUUGAAAGGGUUUUUCUUGUUUUUUAGAUAGCUCAUUGCAGAAAAUCUUAGUUGUUUAUAUCAGGCAAACACCAUGCAAUGCUAAUAAAAGCAACCAGAUCACCCCAUUACCCUUACUUAGUCCAAAAUCACCGUGAGGAAUUGGAGAGAUUAUGACUAUAACAAUGAAUGGAUGAUGCCAAGAAUUUGUAAUUAUCUGUUUUUGAUUUGACUUCUUAGUGUAAAAUAUUUGUAAUAUUAUAAUUAAUAAUGGAAAACAUUCUACAGUAAUGCUGUAAGUGAUAAGUUCUUUUCAGCAAACAGUUGAAAUGAAUAUGUAAACGCCUGUCUGGUCUCAGCAGACCUGGUUCCAGUCUGUGGUUCACGUCUGGGUAUGUUCUGUAAGAAGCAGAAAUAGGAAACAAUUUACUUUUCAUUUUGUACAAAAAAACCUAUUUUUGUGAAGGGUUGUGGAUAGUGAUGACAGAUCAGGUGAUAUAAAAUGCUAUUUAUACUUAUAUUCUUUCUCUUCUAAUUUUAUUGUUGGUUUAUAUUUUGGCAAGGAGGGUCAAGCCUGUUUUUCUUGUAAUAUUUGCAGCUUUUUUAGAUUGUGACUUUUGCAAAUUAUUACUUCCUUGUUUUGCCUGUCAUCUGGGGUUGACAGACUGCAUUGUCAGUCUGCAUGAUGAUGGAAGAUGUGCCAGAUUGUCACUAUGAGCUUAGCACUGACAUUUAUUCCAGCUGUCCAUCAGUGCCAUUAGGAUAGUCCCUGAAGUGUCAGAUUGGCUACUGUGAUUGUUAGGAUCAGAGGCAGUGUGGAAAAGGCUAUGCAGUCUGUCACUGCCAGUGAGGAUCUGUCUUGUGUUGUGAACUGCAGGGAUAUGCAUCAGGCCUGUGUGUUUGACUUACAGCUGGAGAAGUGCUUAUCUAUCAUUGUACGUGAACCUGUGCAGAUGAGGUCAUUUGUGCAGACUCCACAACUCCUGACCAUUCACAGUUAGGGAAUGCAUAAUGAAAUCUUUUUUUUUUGGUUUAUGAAUCUUCCUUUGAAUUAUUUCUGUUUCACUCAUUGUCUGUUCACUUAUCGAUAGAAAAGCUGAAUAUUUAACCCCAAAAACUUUGAAAUGCAGCACGAGUCAGCAGGGUUUUAGUUCUGUCAGGCUAAGUGAUUAAAAUAAUAUCAGAGUACCGUUCACUGAAUUUCAGUUACAUGGGAGUAUUUCUAGUAUGUAAUUUCGAUACUGUGAGAUUGUUUUGAUAUGACAUGCACUUUUUACAAACAGAUUAAGAACUGUGUGAACUGUAUAAUAUUACAUACUUGUGUAUUUGGAGUAAAUUUUAUCAGCAUUUGUGCUAUUGUUGCUAGUGAAAAGAAAAGUUUCUGAAAUAAAAAGGCAUUUUACCACUGGCAUACAGUGUAUCGGAUUUGUUAUCCCCUUGAAAGGAUCUCUUGUUUAAAUUCUCUGGACCCUACCAAUACAAAGCAGUAAAGUAGAAAAAGUGGACCACCAUGUUUAUUAAAUAAUUUCCUUGUUAUGUAGUCUUCCCCAUUUUUUAAAACAAGGAUUUUUUUUUACCACAGACAUGCUUCCAUAAAAAAAUAUAUGUCCAUCUGGACAAGUUCCAGGACUGUCACUAAGAUGGUGAAAGAAAAUGUUAUUUACAAACUCAGAACCACAGAAAAAAAGUGUUCAUGAGAGAUAAGAAGCCUCAAAAUGUGUUGGUAUUUUGUAAGGAACAUAUUUGCCUAUUGAUGCAUUCUUUUUCAUGCUGAUUCUUUUGAGUCAUGUUCUUUAUAAUAACCAGAAUCAAAAUAGAAAAUGUUCUGCAUUCUUAUGCAUUUUUUUUUUCCUUUUUAGCUGUUAAAUCUCAGUCUGAACAGUUAAUUUAAAUAUGACAUUACCUACAUGUAUUUUAAUUCAAACUUGUCAGUAUAAGAACUUGAGUGUAUUGCUACUUUCCUAUUCUGCUACUACAAAAUAACAUUUUCUUACUAUGCUUUUAUUAUAUAAGUUUUGUGUUUCUUCAAUUUUUUAUUGAACAAAGAAAUCGCUUUGGGUGAUGUGAUGCAGGAAGAUUUUUACAAUAAAAUGAUACAUCUCUGUCCCAUGUCAAGUCUGUACUCUUCAGAAAACACAUCAGGCAAGAUUGCAUUCUUUCUCUUUCCCCCUCCCCCAUCCCUCUCUCUCAGACACACAGUCUUGAUUGUGGUGGUCUUUCCAACUUUUUUCCCACAUCCAUGUUUCUUUAUUUGUGUGUUGAUAUUAGAGGAACAUGUGAAGAAUUGUUGUUUCACCAGAUGUUUAUACUUAGCUGCGUGGGCUGCUUGUCUACCUUCUGUUUAGUUGCCAAACUGAAAUCAAAAAUUGUUAAACAUGGUA
Pomacea canaliculata is the source of this 7861-nucleotide messenger RNA. Its product is annotated as solute carrier family 46 member 3-like. NCBI's taxonomy places the organism in Eukaryota, Metazoa, Mollusca, Gastropoda, Architaenioglossa, Ampullariidae. The coding region runs from base 156 to 1799 and encodes 547 amino acids. The transcript has 4 exons. Gene Ontology annotation, biological process: transmembrane transport. Gene Ontology annotation, molecular function: transmembrane transporter activity. Gene Ontology annotation, cellular component: membrane. The record is from RefSeq and is a predicted model, not a curated record.